Messenger RNA from Penicillium manginii, 1914 nucleotides. RefSeq lists its product as uncharacterized. NCBI's taxonomy places the organism in Eukaryota, Fungi, Ascomycota, Eurotiomycetes, Eurotiales, Aspergillaceae. The coding region runs from base 1 to 1914 and encodes 637 amino acids. The transcript has 2 exons. The record is from RefSeq and is a predicted model, not a curated record.
AUGCCACGGACCGCCCCAGUUGCUGCUGUCAACCAUGACUCCCCGCUGUCACCCGAGAAGGAGGAGAAUUCACCGACACCUCCCAAGGGGUUGACGAGUCAUCGCACAAGUAUAGCUUGGAGUUGGGUGGUCGUCACACUUCCUAUAACUGCACUUACGAUCGUCUUUCUCGUCAUGGUCUUUCAAUAUCGAGUGACUCCCGAUGACAGUCCGUUCGCAAACCUCCACUUCCCUUCUACAAGCAAUGAAAACAACGCCAUUUUUGUCGACCUGAAUUCCAGUGUAAUAUUAUUUAUCGCUUCGUGGGCCAGCUCUCUUGCUCCAAUGUUGUCCGGUUUCCUUAUGGCUCUAGCUUCGUUUCCCAUCGCGCGCCAGCUAUCGAACAAUAUUCGCAACGGUCGCACGGAUUCUCUACCCACCCCAUACCAACUGGGAUUGACGCUCAAGUUUCUGGACGGAAGCGCUCUCGGAGCGAUUUGGAGUUGGAUGAUCUAUGUUGUUUCAUGGAGGAAAACGCGUCAACCGCAAACGCCACUCCUGGUUACGACAUCUAACAUUGCUAUACUCGCUACGAUUCUUGGCCUUUUGGUCUCCGCGGCAGACACUUGGCUCCAUUUGACCACCACAACAGUAUCAUUCACACAGGUAUCGGCUGUUUCCAGCCCGACGGACUAUAGUUUCGGUAUAACCCCACGAUGUCUCACGAGCAAUAAUUCCGUCGCAGCGCAAGUAGACGCCGCAAGUACUGGAUCAUUCUGCAGCAUAUCGAUUGCAGCAACGGGCGCUUUCUUUCGCGAUCCUACCAUUACGUACCAAGUUAUAAGCAACAGCUCUUCCGAGGCAGUGGUCUACACACACACAAAAUCCGAUGGAAAGGAAUACACAUAUUUUGGAAUUCCAUCUGCAGAAUUAGAUCCUACCCAUGACUUUACCGCGCACAGCUACGCCUCCGAAACCUCAUGCUCUCUCACCACACAACCCUGUCACGUCCGCACCGCCGUAUCAUCCAUCCGAUUCAACUGCAGCGCUGCCUUUGCCGGCUUUAUCGACAACCGAGAUCUACAAACCGCAUUCUACACAGACGAAAAACAGAACAACGUAACAGACACCCAUAACAAGGGCACGGGUAACCCGUACUACUUCUCGUUCGCCUCGGCUGAAAGCACAGGAGUCUCAACGGUACCAGGAGGCAGCGAAAACAAAGAUUUCGUAAUGAGCCAGAGCGGCGCCCUGACUUUUACCCUCGGAUGCAGGAGUACCGUAUACGAUGUUGAAUACGACCAGGUCAACGGAAGUAUCACACGCUUCGACACAAAACUCAGCAACACCUCCGUCAGCAAUAUUUGGCAGACAACCGUUGCAAAUUACCCGGGGGACUGGGAUCUUCCUGUGAAACAGGCAAUGACGGCCGCAUUCUACUCGACUAAUUCCAGCCAGGAGUUUGCGGACAUGGUUGCGUUAUCUUACGGCAAGUCGAGCAUGGCGCUGGGCGCACAGGGGAUUGAGCCGAGGCCAGCUCUCGCCGUGCAAAGGCGGAACACGACACUGGUUGCAAGACUUCCGAUAGCACCCCUGAUUGCUCUUGUAGCGGUUUGUCUGCUGUUUGUCGUGGUUGGUUUGCUGCUCACGGGGCUGGCAAUAUGGGCGGCGAGGUUUGAAGAGGUCCGCAAUAUACAAGCAAGCCUUGGAAUCGUUGGGUUGGUGGCGGAUCGCUUUGAAAAGGACGAUCUCAAGAAGCAGGCUACUGAUACCGAUGGCUUCUUUGCCGAGUAUGUUGGUCACUCGGGCCGGCGGGUUGCGAUUGAGAAGUAUACGGAGACGGAUAGUACAUAUAGGUACACCACCUGGCAGAGCGCAGGCAUCUCGAAUUUUGGCAGUAAACCCCCCCAGCAGGUAGGAUCUGACCUUGAAUAG